Molecule: messenger RNA, 3579 nt
Organism: Penicillium odoratum
Lineage: Eukaryota; Fungi; Ascomycota; Eurotiomycetes; Eurotiales; Aspergillaceae
Product: putative kinesin family protein (BimC)
Exons: 2
Coding region: 1-3579 (1192 amino acids)
Biological process (GO): microtubule-based movement; mitotic spindle assembly
Cellular component (GO): nucleus; spindle microtubule
Molecular function (GO): microtubule binding; plus-end-directed microtubule motor activity; ATP binding
Source: RefSeq, a predicted model, not a curated record
AUGGCCGGCCCAGCUCGGCCUGCCUCUUCCCUCCCUGCGAGGCGGACAGGUUUGCGCCAGCCGACUCGACGUGCAGGAUCCGCCGUACCGGAACAACGAGGAGUGUCGCCCGCAGUCACAUCAAAGUCUACGACAUCAGCAGGGGCCGCUCUUACUGCGCGCCCUUCAAAACCCAGCCCCGACCAUUCUAACGCGACAGCAAAGCGACAAGAGCGAGAAUUCGAACGGGAAAUCAACGAGAACACAAGUAUUCAUGUCGUGGUGCGUUGUCGCGGUAGAAAUGACCGCGAGAUCAAGGAGAAUAGUGGUGUUGUGCUGUCUACCGAAGGAGUCAGCGGAAAGCAGGUUGACCUGUCUAUGGGCCCCAAUUCACUUUCAAACAAGACAUAUGCCUUCGACAAGGUUUUCUCCCCAGCCGCUGACCAAACCGUGGUGUUUGAAGAAACUGUUACGCCGAUUAUCAAUGAGAUGCUGGCAGGCUUUAAUUGUACCAUCUUCGCAUACGGUCAGACUGGCACCGGAAAGACAUACACCAUGUCCGGAGACAUGACUGACACCCUGGGAAUCCUGUCUGACGACGCGGGUAUUAUUCCACGCACCCUCUAUUCUCUGUUUCACAAACUCGAAGGCACCGAAAGCACAGUCAAGUGCUCUUUCAUCGAGCUCUACAACGAAGAACUACGUGAUUUGCUCUCUUUCGACGAUAACACCAAAUUGAAGAUUUUUGAGAAUGAGAAGAAGGGCCAUGCCGCCACUAUGGUGCAAGGAAUGGAAGAAACCUACAUCGAUUCCGCAUCUACCGGUAUUAAGCUAUUGCAGAUGGGUAGCCUGAAGCGACAGGUUGCUUCGACAAAAUGCAACGAUUUGAGUUCUCGCAGCCACACCAUUUUCACAAUCACUGUUCUUACAAAUCGAACAAGCGAGUCCGGCGAAGAUUAUGUUAGCUCUGGGAAGCUGAAUUUGGUUGACUUGGCUGGAAGUGAAAAUAUCGGGAGGAGUGGCGCAGAAAACAAGCGCGCAGCUGAGGCUGGUCUGAUCAAUAAGAGCUUACUAACGUUGGGGCGAGUCAUCAACGCGUUGGUGGACAAGAGCUCGCAUAUCCCGUAUCGGGAGUCGAAACUCACACGGUUGUUACAAGAUUCGCUGGGUGGUCGUACCAAGACAUGCAUCAUUGCCACAGUCUCGCCUGCACGCGGCAAUCUGGAAGAGACGAUUUCGACACUAGAUUACGCUUUCCGGGCAAAGAACAUCCGUAACAAACCACAGAUCAACUCCCUUGUCUCGAAGAACAAGCUACUUCGGGAGGUCGGAAUGGAAUUCCAAAAAUUGAAGAGCGAGCUCAUUGCUACACGCCACCGCAACGGUGUGUACAUGACGCCGGAAGCAUAUGAAGAGAUGACUAUGGAAAGCGAGUCUCGCAGAAUCGUUAACGGAGAACAACGUGCAAAGAUCGAAUCGAUGGAGUCAAGUCUACGACACAAGGUCCAAGAGUUAUUUGCGCUCACUGGAAAUUUUAACACCUUGAAGGGCGAUAAUGAGAGUACUCAGAAUAAACUCAGGACCACGAGAGGUGCCCUGGACGAGACUGCACGGAACCUGAAGAACGUCUCUGAGAAGCUAGAAGAGGAGAUGACAGUUCGUAGGGCUCAUCAACUCACUGAAAAAAGGCUGCGUGAGAUCGGAACGGAUAUUUUGGCAAUGCUGGAUAGCACCGUUGAUGAUGUUUACGGACUUCAUGCCAAAAUAGACCGCAAAGAUGAUUUGGAAACCGACAAUCGCCAUACAUGGCAGACAUCCACUGGACAAGUUUGCACUGUAACUGAAAAGAUUGAUGCUCGGAUGGAAAACUUUCAAGCGCAGCAUGCCCAGCUACUCGAGAGCAUAUCUACCCGCAUCCAUGAAUUUAUUGGCAGUGAACUUGGUGCGGUUCAGGCAGCCCGCUCUCAGCUUCAAGAAUACGACUCCACCUUUGACAAGGUCGCAGCUGAAGCCAAGAUCCAGACUAGCGGUGCACAUGAUGAGAUGAAUGAGGUUCUUGAGGAGAUUAAAGUUCUUCGAGAGGAUGUCAAGACAAAGGUUGGUGAAGGGUUGAACGGGCUGUCGGCUGCAGCUGCGCGGAUUUCCGAGGAGGUCAUUGGUGAAUUCUCCCAGUUUCACUUGCAGUUACACUCGUCCUACAGUGCCCUUGGAAAGGAUUUCAAGAGCAUGUUCGACACCAUGGCAAGUCAUCUGGAACAACAAAAGAACGAGGUCCACCGUCUUCGAGUCGAACUUCAGGAAUCCAAUCGCCAAGCAGUGGAGGCGAACCGCAAAGCCUCAUCUAGCCUAGCGCAGGUGAUGGAAGAGGAACAGGCCUGUGCUCAGGAUGAACGCGACAAUCUCAUGUCUCAGAUCCGAAGCUUGCUCGAAGAUUCAAGCCAAAGGCAAUCCGCUCGUCUCAAGACCAAGGUCGACGGGCUUCGUAACGACAUUUCCACUUCUGGAGAUUGUCUGGAGCAAGCAACUGUUCAAUAUGAUCGACACGUUGACGAGUGGAUCUUCAAGGAAGAACAGUUUACCAAGGAUGUUAUCACAUCCCGAGAUGAUAUUAAGACCAAGAUGCAACAUGAUUGGGAAACAUUCGAUCAACGCAAUGCUGCAAUCCAGCGCACCACCGAGUCUGUGCACCAAGAGACUGUUCGUAUUGUGGAUGCCCAAAUGAGUGACAUGAGCAAGCAAAUGGAGGCCCUCGAUGAUUUUGUUGCCAAGGCGCGAUCUCACAAUGGCCGCUUCCAUGAAGCACAGCUCGGUAGUCUGGCUGCGAUCAAUUCGAGCGUGCGAGGCUCCCGGGAAGCUAUCCAGGGUCAGUUGGAUAGCUUUGGGGAACGUGCUGGUCAGCUUCAGGGUGACAUCGAUUUACAUACUGCGAAUAUGAAACAGUGCACAGCACCUCUGCAAGAGGAGGUCCGUCAGCCUCUCGUCGACCUUCGGGGCAACUUUGAGAGCCACCCCAUGAAGGAAUACAUCCCAUCUGGCGUCACGCCAAAGAGACGCAAGUACGAGUACCCUUCAACUCUGCCACGUACUGAGUCCCACGAGGGCCUCCGUUCCCGACACCGCACAUCCAAGCAGUUUACUGCACUUCCGUUCAGUGAGGAAGAAGACACUCAACCAGAGCCUGUCUCUAGCCCUCCCGCUACAUCCCCUACAAAAGCCUACGUAUAUAGCGACCCUGUGGAGGAGCCAGAGACCCGGCGAUCAUCAACUGCGGUGACCUAUAACAACACCGGUCUUAGGGAGGUCGAUCUAAACGUCGCCAAAUCCCUCGCUGACGUUGACGAGAACUCCGUCCCCAGCAAGCCCGAUACUCCCCUUCAGACCCCAGUCAUGGAGCUGGAAAAUACCCCUAGAGACGAACCUGAGCAGGUAACUCUCAAGCGCCGCCGUUCUGACUCGAUCAGCACAAACAACAGUGUCGAGAGCAAGCUUCCUCAGAAGAUGCUCUCCAAGAAGAUGUCUGGCAUGAUGGAGGGCCGCGAGAACGUGCCCCCGUCCGCUGUCCCCGGUCGACGCUUCUACCGCAAUCGCGCUCCGAACUAA